Molecule: messenger RNA, 1901 nt
Organism: Pristis pectinata (smalltooth sawfish)
Lineage: Eukaryota; Metazoa; Chordata; Chondrichthyes; Rhinopristiformes; Pristidae
Product: transmembrane protein 144-like
Exons: 12
Coding region: 1-1203 (400 amino acids)
Biological process (GO): carbohydrate transmembrane transport
Cellular component (GO): membrane
Molecular function (GO): carbohydrate transmembrane transporter activity
Source: RefSeq, a predicted model, not a curated record
AUGGUGAUCAAGGAGGUUUCAUUCUGCUCAUUUCUGGAUCACAGCCAAGAAGGUGACUGGAUAUUGAGAAAUGACUCUCUGGAGAAGGGAUUUGCUUAUUCAACAAAAGCAAUAGCAAAGAACCUCACAGGCACCUUGCCACUAGUGAAAGGCUUUGUUGCUACAGCUGUUGCUGUGAUUUGUUUUGGCAGUAAUUUUGUUCCAGUGAAGAAAAUUGAUACAGGAGAUGGCCUGUUUUUCCAGUGGAUUUUUUGUACUGCAGUAUGGGUUGUCUCACUGGUGAUCCAUCUUAUCCAACAGUGUCCGAAGUUCUGGCCCCUCACAAUGCUUGGUGGAUUUCUGUGGGCUACAGGGAAUGUCACUGUUAUUCCCAUAUUAAAAACAAUUGGUCUUGGCAUGGGAGCUUUGAUCUGGGCUACAUUUAGCCUUCUAAUGGGCUGGGCUAGUUCAAGGUUUGGCUGGUUUGGAUUGAAUGUACAGAGUGUUCCAAGUCCCAUCCUAAAUUAUAUUGGAACAGCAAUGGCAGCGUUAAGUGCUGGGAUUCUUAUAUUUGUGAAAACCGAGAGUAAAGACCCACCGCCAGAAGAAAUAUCCCCCUUAAUACAGGACAAAGAAAUGGAAAAGACAAAGGAACUAGAAGGCUUACAGGAGACUUCAACAAAACAGAGAGAUACCUGCUGGACUGAUAAACUCAAUCCCCCACAAAAGAAAUUGGUAGGCUGCAGUCUUGCAAUGUGUGCAGGCUUAUUGUAUGGUUCCAGCUUUGUGCCAGUCCUCUACAUUAAGAACCACGCUGAAAGAAAUGAGACUGAGUUUUUUGGAGCUAGUCAGUUUGACAUGGAUUAUGUCUUUGCAUACUGCAGUGGGAUUAUUCUAACCAGUACCAUCUAUUUUCUCAUAUACUGUGGAGUGAAGAAAAACAAACCAUCUGUUUAUUCAACUGCAAUAUUACCUGCUUUCUUCUCGGGACUGCUGUGGGGAAUAGCAAACAGUGCUUGGUUUCUGGCAAACUACUACCUUGGUGCAGUUAUCACAUUUCCUCUUGUUACUGCUGGUCCAUCUGUAAUUUCGCUAACAUGGGGAGUGUUUUAUUUUAAAGAGAUAAAGGGCUUACGGAAUUUCAUAAUACUUGGUGUCGUGCUAUCCAUUGCUCUUACUGGAACCAUACUCAUAGGCUUGUCUAAAGUGGAGGGAAUUGUCUGACCCAGCUUGCAGAACAACUGAAUAACGGAGUCCACCAUUUCUCAGAAGCAACUGAAACAUGCUGUACAAUACCUGAUAAAAAAAAUAAAUAUUUGAACGUAUGCUUGUGUGCAAUAUGUCAUGCUGCUAAUUUAAGAUUGAACAUCAGGCACUAGAGAAUCAUGCUUUUGAAGGGCAUUGACUCUAAUCACAUAAAGUGUACAGGGGUGGACAGCAGUGCCUUAGUAGAAAUCUUGUAAAGCUUUUGAACCGUAAUGUGAAGAAUAUUUUACACUUUAUUACCUGGAUCCUAACACUCGUUCAAUCUUAUUGUUCCAAAUUUAAAAUAUGCUGCAUGAAAUGUCUUGUCAGUAACUUAACUGGGAGAUUUGGUAUCCACAAAAUAUUAAACAGAACAGGAAGCAGCUUACCAUCUAGUAUAAUCACAAAUAAAACCCAAGUGCAGUGUCCCUUCUGUUUGAUUUGGUCCAAUUAGGACUAAUCUCAUCUUCAGCAGUUAUUUUCCUUUGUAGCUUCUGCACAUGAGCAAUCAAGGAGGAAUUCAUCUGUAUGAAAAGCAUUAAUAGGUAAAAGAUACAGAUAAAAAGCAGUGAGAAGAAUAUGGGACACAGGAUAAUUUUUUUUAUAGUUAAAAGAGAGUUUCAACCUAAUUGCUAGUCAGGGAUUCCCAUUAAAAGGUGAGUAGUUUACAUCCAAGG